Messenger RNA from Symbiodinium sp. CCMP2592, 3597 nucleotides. Lineage: Eukaryota; Dinophyceae; Suessiales; Symbiodiniaceae. The record is from the annotation of a GenBank genome assembly.
AUGAGCCGAUGGUUCCAGCACUCUUGCUCCAAGAGCCCUUUUCAUUUCAUUCUUUGCGCCUUGCAGCUCGCAGCUUUGGUAUCUGCGAACGAGUGGACAUUGCUUUCCCCCAGUGGGACACCAGCCGCCCGCAGUGGACACACCAUGGUCUGGGAUCCCGGUGCAGACGACGGAGGCUUCUGGAUGUUUGGUGGGGAGUUGUUUCUCACCAUCAAGUCCAACCACCUGUACUUCUACAACCCAGCUACAAACCUCUGGACGCAGAAAGCCUCGGGCCCCGCAGCCAGAUACCGCCAUUCUGCAGUGUUGGACCCCACAGCAAGAACCAUGUACAUCUUUGCAGGUACGAACCUGGCUUCUGCUGGCAACACCUUCAACGAUCUCCACCGCUAUGACGUGCAACUCGACUCGUGGACGGAGCUUACCGGCACUGCUGGGCGGUCAAGCCACACGGCGGUGUGGGACGGCACUAGCGAUCGGAUGAUCGUGUUCGGGGGCUCGGACAAUAUGCUGAACAAGCUGGGUAGCCUCGCGGAGUACGACCGGGCCACAGAUAGCUGGUCCAGCCCUGUGGCUGUGGGCCCGGCAGCGCGCGACGGCCACGUGGCCGUUUGGGAUCCUGCUGCCGGCAGCAUGCUGAUGUGUUGCGGAGCUUCCUCUGGGACAACCCUCGGCGAUCUGUGGAGCUACAAUGGCGCCUGGAGCCAGCUUGCUCCAUCAGGCAGCAUCACGGCACGGAGCUACGCCUCCGCAGUCUGGGAUCCUCAGGCUGGGGCCUUGCUGGGCUUCGCUGGUUCGGGCGGCUCGAGGCUGAACUCCCUGUUCUUGUAUUCCGCAAGCGCCAACAGCUGGAGCGAGUUCACUGAGACAGGCCCCCCUGCGCAAGACAGAGGCGCGGCAGCCUGGGACCCCGUGAACGGGCGUCUCUACGUUCGAUGCAUCUCAUACAGCCAUGGCCAGCACCACAGUGACGGCCAGCGGAACGACGACAGCAAGUGCUUCCAGCACGUCCACGACGCAAUUCACCACCACACGAAGCACGGUUUCAUCAACCACAACCUCGACUGUUGCCACUUCCGUGACAACCUCUUCCACAACGUUAACAUUCUCCUUUACAACAUCGACGACAGCCACUGUAACAACAUCCACAUCAACCAGGUCAACUUCAACAUUUGUGACGUCUUCGUCCACAACAGCCAAGUCAUCUACGACAUCUGUGACGUCAACUUCAUCCACAACAUCCAAAUCAAUUGCAACAUCUGUGACAUCAACCAGGUCAAGUACAAAAUCUGUGACGUCAACCUCGUCCACAGCAACAACGUCAAGUUCCUAUGCCAGCACGACUUCCUCGUCGGAGACUACAUCCUCCACUCGCUCGAGGAGCACCACAUACACCGAGACCCCCAGAACCGAAGCACUCACAUCAAGGUCCUCGACAACGAUCACCACGGGCACGUCGACAACUUUUGCGUUGACGUCAGGCACUCCGAUAGAAACUUCGACUUCGAUGUCAUCUACCACUGCCACAGACACAUCAACUUCGUUGCCAGGCAGUUGGUAGCGCAGCUCGGCAACAGUUCCAACUCGAGCGGUAUUCUUGGCAGCCUCCUCACCCAGUCUGACUUGGCGACCACACAGACUCUGGCUUUGGAUAGCGUGACGAUCUUCGGCCAGAGCCGCAACAUCACGGUGCUGAGUGAGAAUGCCACGGUGGACGUGCCUUCAGAGGUCGUUGCCCAGGCUGCGGCCAGCGUUGGCGGAAGUGGCUUGGUGCUGUUAAGCAUCUCGGUCGGCUCCUCAGAGCUACGUGGCGGGUUCGAUGGCACCAACGAGGCAGCCCAGGGCGGAGGCGUAGCUGGGGAUGGGCCAAGUUUGGUCUCCGGGUCCCGGCCUGUCAGCAUUGCCUUCCGCAAGCCCGACGGACAGAGGAUCCCGAUGCCAUCGUUGGCGCAGCCCAUCGAAAUUCGGCUGCCCGGGGCCAGCGAAGAGGCUCAGUGUGCCUUCUGGGACGAGGAGACAUCCGCCUGGUCGUCGAAGGGCUUGCUCCGGCUCGCCCAUGAAGACGGUGAGCUAAUCUGCCAGACAUCCCACCUCACUGUGUUUGGGGCAGUGCUCGAUGUCCUGCUCCAGGUGAUCCGGUGCUCCACCGCCUCCCAAGUCCUGUCUGCGGAGGGCUUCGCCAACUUCGGCAAAGGCACGUGGACUGGCCGAUCGCCCACCGUCAUUGCCUUCAUCGCUGUCUUCGUGUUCGUCCUUCUGUUGUUGUAUGCCCUGCGCCUUGACGCAAAGCGAGCGCUCUCAAGGGAGGAAGUGGAGGCAGCUUUGCUUGUUGAGCUCGAGGAGGACACUCCUCACGAGUUCGACGACAGUGACGAUCAGGAACCAGAAGUGAAGCAAGCGCAUCGUCCUAACAUUUGCCAGCGGGCAGCGGCAUGGAUGCUCUCGCGGUUCAUGUGGUUCCUGAGCCAGAUCUUCGAAAUGCCAGAUGCAAACAUGUUAGAAGAGCUGAUGAAUGCCAAAGUGGUUACGAUCAAUCGUUGCAUCAGCUCCAUUUAUGCCUACAAGAGUCAUGCCGAUCGACAAAGUAUCAGAGCAUCUGAGACGGCAGUUGGUCACGCGCGCAUGCGACCUUCCAACGUAGCCGGCGUCUCGGUGACGGUUGUAGACUUUGUUCGGAUGGACAUGGCAACAACCAAAGAAAACAGUAAAACAUCUGCUGUGAAGGAAUUCCUACAAAGCUACUGGUGCAAGCGCGUGGUCCUGCUGAUGCGGGCUAUGCAUCCCUGGAUCACUAUGCAGUAUGUCAGCUUAUUUAGGUCCCAUGUGGUCCGUGCCUCACUGAUCACUCUGAAAUUGGUGUCCACGGGGGCAGCCAACGCGCUUUUUUUCGCGGCCUCCGCCGUGUCCGCUGACUCGGAGAAAGACUGCGGUCCUCCGGAAACCUUUGGGGAACGUCUGCUUCGCGCUGGCGUUGUUGGCAUACUCUCCGCUUGCAUGGGUGACCUGCUGAUCCUGCUGCUGGCUGCCGUCCAGUGGCGCCAGGUCAUAGUCCGGCACUGGACCGAGGAAACGAAGGAGCGACAGCUACGGAGCUGGCGUUGUCGACGCUGUUUCUUUUGGUUGCUCUGGACUUUGGACACGGGCAUGUCGAUUCUGUAUAUAUUUGGCUUCCUUGCAAACGUGAGUGAAAAGGAUGCUUCGAAGUGGCUGGAAAGCACAGGGAUAAGUCUGUUACAAGAUCUUCUGCUGAAGCCCCUCUACAUGGCUCUUCUCUACGGAACUGUCGCAACUAUGGUUCUGUGUUGCAGCCCGAGUGUAGAGAACGAGAUCGUGGGUCAGUGGAUACAGGGAGACGAGGACGACGCUAGCAGAGACGACGCCCAGACUCGGCCGGAGUCUCAUGCUCUCCGGCCGGUCUGUGAGUGUGAUACAGACGAGAUUCAUGAAAUCUACAUCGACACGGUGCCGCUAAAUGCAGUCUCGGCUGUGAAGUUGGUCUUCGGACGCGGUGGUCUGGUUCAAGGAAGGAAGUUCAGGGCGUCGGACUUUGCGCUCCCGGGCAUCACGAAAGAGGCUAGUGCCCCUGGCCCAUACUGA